AUGAGCGGAAGAGGCAAAACAGGAGGAAAAGCCCGCGCUAAAGCCAAGACCCGUUCGUCACGCGCCGGUCUUCAAUUCCCUGUCGGUCGUGUUCACAGGCUGCUCAGGAAGGGCAACUAUGCACAGCGUGUCGGUGCCGGCGCCCCCGUCUACCUGGCGGCUGUGCUGGAGUAUCUGACUGCUGAGAUCCUGGAGCUGGCUGGAAACGCCGCCCGCGACAACAAGAAGACCAGGAUCAUCCCCCGCCACCUGCAGCUGGCUGUCCGCAACGAUGAGGAGCUCAACAAGCUGCUCGGAGGAGUCACUAUCGCUCAGGGCGGUGUCCUGCCCAACAUCCAGGCGGUUCUGCUGCCGAAAAAGACCGAGAAGCCCGCCAAGGCCAAGUAA
This is a messenger RNA of Synchiropus splendidus (mandarinfish), 387 nucleotides long. Its product is annotated as histone H2A. Gene Ontology annotation, cellular component: nucleosome. The record is from RefSeq and is a predicted model, not a curated record. The transcript has a single exon. Lineage: Eukaryota; Metazoa; Chordata; Actinopteri; Syngnathiformes; Callionymidae. Gene Ontology annotation, molecular function: structural constituent of chromatin; protein heterodimerization activity; DNA binding. Bases 1 to 387 code for a protein of 128 amino acids.